UUUUAUUUUUAUAUAUAUAUAUAAUGUCACAAGCAGGAGGGUUUCAUGGACGUAAAGAACAGAUUGUGUCUUCAUUAGUGGAAUACUUGGAUCCCGAAAGACGAGAUAAAUCACCUAAAGGAUUCAUUGAUGCGCCUAUUUUGGACUUGAUGCAUGUGAUUAACUCUCAUCCCGAAUAUUACACCACCAGCAGUUGUUCUGGUCGAGUGGCCAUGUAUUGUGAAGGGCUUGAAAAGGAUGUGGAAAGUACAGACAGUGAUCCCAAUGCGAUUGAAAAGACUACGAAGGGAGGUCAGUGGUUAUAUGUCAGUCAUGACCCUAUUCCCAUCCCUGACAACAACAGCCCAACGGAUGAGUGGAUUGUCAAGUUGUUGUUUGGUAAAGAGAGUGAUAAAGUGGUGUUUGAUAAUAAGCGACCUGCUGAUAUUCUCAACCGACAAUUGAUCUAUUUUAAGUUUGAGCCUUUGGUGAGUUUAAUUGUAAUUGAUAAUAUGUUUGUAUUAAUGAGAGGGUUAGAUCCUUCAUAUUGAGGCUUCUAGCCAGGAAACAGCCAUGCAUUUAUUGGGUGUUGCAUAUCAAGUAGGCUAUCAGAACUCGGGUAUUACACCUUCCCGUCGUCAUAUGCUUGCGAUUCGUAGUACACACAAGAUUGAUACACCUGUAGCUUAUGUUGAGAAGGGACAGAUUCAUUGCCUUGUGGAUCCAGCUUAUUUAUAUCUCUUAUUGAAUAUGUCGAAUCAAAAGUUUGAGCAGAACAUGGAGCGUAUGAAGAUAUUUGAGGAUACUAUGCGAACUGAACUGACCAAGGCAGAGGAAAAGGAAAAGUGGGAGAGUAAAGAAGCACGUAGAGAAAGAAAGCGUAUGGAAGGACUCUCUUUAAAAAGCAAAUUACAAAAACCAAAGGAACAAGAUAAGCCUGAUUUAGAAGAUUUAUUAGAAUAUGUGGUUUUAUAAUAAAUAAAAAAUAAAAAAAAAAUUGAACUAAAAAAAAAAA
Molecule: messenger RNA, 994 nt
Organism: Mucor mucedo
Lineage: Eukaryota; Fungi; Mucoromycota; Mucoromycetes; Mucorales; Mucoraceae
Product: tRNA wybutosine-synthesizing protein
Exons: 1
Coding region: 24-530 (168 amino acids)
Biological process (GO): tRNA methylation
Cellular component (GO): cytoplasm
Molecular function (GO): tRNA methyltransferase activity
Source: RefSeq, a predicted model, not a curated record